CACCGAUUCCAAAUACUUCAAAUAUACAACACUUCUUCUCUCAGUUCAAACUUUUUCUCCGUUUUUCAAAUCUCUCAAGUUUCUUCCAUCAAAAUCAAUGGCUGGUAGAGGCAAAACCAUAGGAUCUGGUGCCGCUAAGAAAGCCACUUCAAGGAGUAGCAAAGCUGGCCUUCAAUUUCCCGUUGGCCGUAUCGCUCGGUUCCUUAAGGCCGGAAAAUACGCUGAACGUGUUGGUGCCGGUGCUCCGGUUUACCUCGCUGCCGUCCUUGAAUAUCUUGCUGCUGAGGUUUUGGAGUUGGCUGGGAAUGCUGCAAGGGACAACAAGAAAACAAGAAUUGUGCCAAGACAUAUUCAAUUGGCUGUAAGGAAUGACGAAGAAUUGAGCAAGCUUCUUGGUGAUGUUACAAUUGCUAAUGGUGGUGUUAUGCCUAAUAUUCACAACUUGUUGCUUCCAAAGAAGACUGGUGCUUCUUCAAAGGGUGCUGCUGCUGAAGAUGAUUCUUAGAUGAAGUUUAGGUUUUGAGGAAUCGUUGUCUAAUUAAGUUGAUUAAUUGUAUCUGGUUUUUCGAAAAAACUGGUUUUGAUCUUUGUAGUUCUAGUUAGGGUUUUAGUUAAUUAUGAUGUGGAUAUAUUUAUCUAAUGCUUGUUCCUUUUGACUGAGAUUAUUAGAAGUUUAUAAAUUUGGUUCA
Messenger RNA from Trifolium pratense (red clover), 689 nucleotides. RefSeq names its product probable histone H2A.3. Gene Ontology annotation, cellular component: nucleosome. The coding region runs from base 98 to 505 and encodes 135 amino acids. Gene Ontology annotation, molecular function: structural constituent of chromatin; DNA binding; protein heterodimerization activity. The transcript is spliced from 2 exons. Lineage: Eukaryota; Viridiplantae; Streptophyta; Magnoliopsida; Fabales; Fabaceae. The record is from RefSeq and is a predicted model, not a curated record.